CACUUCCGAGCCGCUUGUUUCCCGCCCUCUUCGCUGUAUCUGUUACAUUCUUUCGCAGUUUGUAUCAAAGCAGAAGGGAGGAGAGGAGCCCGUCACUUUGUUCCCGUCAUCAGUAACAUCAAUAAACAGCAGAAAUGGCAGAAGCCCAUCAAGCUGUGGCAUUUCAGUUCACUAUCACUCCAGAAGGGAUCGACCUGCAGCUGUCCCAUCAGGCCCUGAGACAGGUCUAUCUGUCAGGCCUCCGCUCCUGGAAGAAACGUGUCACACGGCUGAAGAACAAUGUGAUCACUGGUGUGUAUCCCGCCAGCCCGUCCUCAUGGCUGUUUGUUGUCAUCGCGAUCUUGGCCACCAUGUACACGCGCUCGGACCCUUCCAUGGGCCUCAUCGCUAAAAUCCAGGAACAUCUGCCGGUCAGUGAUUCUCUGAGCAUUCAGUGUCGGACGGUGGUUUCUGCCGUAUUGUUCAGCACUCUGCUCUGGUUCUCGCUGAUCUUCACCAUGAGGCUUUGCCUGAAGCAGUUACUGUCGUAUCACGGCUGGAUGUUUGAACAGCACGGGAAAGUGUCCAACACCACCAAAAUCUGGGCGGCCAUGGUCCGGAUCUUCUCAGGCAGACAGCCUCUAUUGUACAGCUACCAAGGAUCUUUGCCUAACUUACCUGUUCCAGCAGUGAAGGACACUGUUAAGAGGUAUCUGGAAUCUGCGCGUCUAUUGAUGAGCGAUUCUGAAUAUGAGAGGAUGACGACUCUGGCCAAGGAGUUCGAGAGCAGUCUGGGAAACCGCCUGCAGUGGUACCUCAAACUGAAAGCCAUGUGGGCAUCCAACUAUGUCAGUGAUUGGUGGGAGGAGUAUGUCUACCUGAGGGGGCGUGGCCCACUCAUGGUCAAUAGCAACUACUAUGGAAUGGACUUCCUCUACGUGACGCCUACACCGAUUCAAGCCGCGAGAGCAGGAAACACACUGCAUGCGUGUCUCUUGUACCGCAGGAAACUCAACAGAGAGGAAAUCAAACCUAGCCGUGUGCCAGUUUUAAAUGUUCCUUUGUGUGCCGCUCAAUGUGAGAGGAUCUUCAACACCACACGCAUUCCAGGAGAAGAGACGGACUCCCUGAUCCACUGGCAGGACAGCGAGUAUGUGGCGGUGUUCCACCAAGGCCGUUAUUUCCGCCUGUGGCUGUACCACGCCGGCCGCAUGCUGUCUCCCAGAGAGAUCGAGCAACAGAUUCAGCGUAUAAUGGACGACCCAUCACCCCCGCUGCCCGGAGAGGCCAAACUUGCUGCCCUGACGGCAGGAGACAGAAUCCCUUGGGCUCAGGCCAGGAAAGAGUUCUUCAGCUCAGGAGUGAAUAAAAGGUCUCUGGACUGCAUUGAGAAAGCGGCGUUCUUCGUUGCCCUGGACGACGAUGAGCAAGGCAUGAGGGGAGAUGAUCCUGCCGGCAAUUUGGAUCGCUAUGCCAAGUCCCUUCUGCACGGCAAAUGCUACGACAGGUGGUUUGAUAAGUCGUUCACUGUGGUGGUGUAUAAGAAUGGGAAGAACGGCCUCAAUGCUGAACACUCCUGGGCAGACGCACCUAUAAUGGCUCACGUGUGGGAGUAUGUGAUGACUACUGAUAGUUUCCAGCUGGGUUAUACUGAAGAAGGUCACUGUAAAGGAGACGUGGCCUCCUCCCUGCCUCCACCUACUAGACUAACCUGGGACAUACCUGCAGAGUGUCAGGAGCGUAUCGAAUGCUCUCUCGCUGUGGCACAGGCUCUAGCCGAUGAUGUCGACUUUCAUGUGUUGCCAAUACAAGAGUUUGGCAAGGGCGCCAUCAAAAAGUGUAAAAUCAGCCCGGAUGCCUUCAUUCAGAUUGCGCUACAGUUGGCCUAUUACAGGAAUCGAGGCACGUUCUCUCUGACCUACGAAGCGUCUAUGACGCGUUUAUUCCGCGAGGGCCGGACUGAGACGGUGCGUUCCUGCACCAGCGAGAGCUGCACCUUCAUCAGAGCUCUGGAGGGCGGAGAGAGUAAGGAAGUGUGUCGGCGUCUCUUCAUUACGGCGUCUGAGAAACACCAGCAUCUGUACAGGAUGGCAAUGACAGGAGGAGGAAUAGAUAGACACCUGUUCUGCCUCUACAUCGUGUCCAAAUACCUGGGAGAGGAGUCACCUUUCCUUAAAGAGGUGCUUUCAGAAACAUGGCGUCUGUCCACCAGUCAGACUCCUCUUCAGCAGGUGGAGCUGUUUGAUUUCGUUAACCACCCAGAGUACACCACCUGCGGUGGAGGAUUUGGCCCGGUUGCAGAUGAUGGUUAUGGCGUGUCUUACAUCAUCAUCGGAGAACACAUGAUCAACCUGCACAUUUCUUGCAAACACUCUUGUCCUCAGACUGAUUCUCACAGGUUUGGAGCUGAUAUCAAGAAGGCUUUGGAGGAUCUUCUGGAGCUGAUGUCACCAGAGAAGUCAGACCCGUCCAAAGCUGAGCAGAACCACUCGAAGAAAAGCAAAAAAGACCUGUAGAGGUCGAACAGAACGCCCAUGACGGUCAGAAGAAGACAUGAGGUUGCAUAGAACUAGGAAAUAGCGUGUUUCGUGUAUAUUCGUUUGAAUGCAUGUUUGUCAUUACAUACAAAUAUGCAUUCAUACAUUCCAUGCUUGUUGUACAACUCGAUGCCAUGAAGCCAUGAACAACAUAAUGAUGUAAAAAUGGUGGAAGCUGCUUCGUCUAAAAAGGUAUUAGUUUAAUAAAAUGUAUAAAAGAGCAUUAAAAGCAAGAGGUAGUUUGAUAGCGGAAAGCCUUUUGUGUUUUCCAGAAGGACUAGUCCAUUUAGAUUUAAUUUGGUCCUCAUUUUUAAAUAGAAUGAAGAAUCGAAAUUAUUAGCGUGCAUCACCACCAGGGUGAAGGUAGUCUAAUGGUUAAUGAUCUGAUCAGUUAGCUAAAUGUUUGUAGGUUCAUUAAAAGUAAGCUUGACCGAGGAUCUCAGUAAUGCAUCACCUCUGUACCUUCUGAUGAAGGCACUUCACUGCUCUUACAGUACCAUAAAUCACAUCCCCAUCUGAACUGGAUAUGUUGAGGUGUAAGAAGAACUUGACUUUGGACUCAAAUCCAGUGUCAUUUUACUUGAAUCCCAGAGCAGAAGUAUAUUUAAGAUUUCUGUGACUAAUGACUCAGAAUAUUACAUGUGACUGCAGUUUUAAUGUGAUUGUCCGGAUACAUUGAUGUGUUGAUCUCACUAUUAAGUCUAUUAAUUUUAACUGUUUUUUUUAUUUAAAUGUACGGUCUCUUUCUUUGUUUCUUUUUUACACACAGUCAAGUUAAGAUAAAAUAAUUUAAUAACAAUUCACAAUGUAUUUAGAAAGUUUGAAUACGUCUAAUAGGUCAAAAGAAAGCGAUGCCCGAGAAGAAAUCAUUUACGCCACAACACAUUUCUGUUAUUAUCUCAGGUUUCAAAUGCACAAUUUAACUUUAAAAACAAAUCAAGGCCAGUUAAUUGCAAAUAGUUCCUGUUUACUUGUACCCAAAGAGACGUCUCCUUAACAAAGCUAAUUGUAUAGUAGAAAAUCUGAUAUGAUUUUAAUUCUAAAUGGUGUACUUGGAAUUAAAUGAUAUGGUUAACCUUCUAACGAGCUGAUUAAAUUGCAUUAGGAUGCUUUCAAAGCUAAAUGUGGUCAGUAUUAUUAUGUAUUAAUAAUAAUAAUAAUAAUAAUAAACCAUUUAUACUAAACUUCUAUUUUCAAAAAAGUAGGAAACUUAAGAGUGUGAUUUAAAGGAAAACUUCACUCAAAAAUGAAGAUUUUCUGAGAAUUAACAGGCCAUCCAAGAUGUAGAUGAGUUUGUUUGUUCAUUGGAUUCUGAGAAAUUUAGCAUUGCAUUACUUGCUUGAAUGGGUGCCGUCAGAAUGAGAGUCCAAACAUCGCAAGAAUCCUGAAGUAAUCAACAAGACUGCAAAAGUUGUGUUUGUAAUGAACAAAUUGAUCAAGUUUUUAACUUCAAACAGUUGCUUGCGGCUAAAAUGCGAGUCCAUAAUUGCUUUCUCCAGUUAAAAAAGAAAUCUCAUCUGAAUCAGGAGAGAUAUGCACAGUUUACAAGAAAAGACUGUUGUAAAUAAAUAUGCUGUUAUGGAUUAUAGACUUGUAUUUUAGCCUAAAGUGACGAUUUAUUGUAAAGUUAAAAUGCCUUAAUGGUGGAUUUGUUUCUUACAAACGUGCAACUUUUCGCUUUACAAGAUGUUAAUUGAUGGAGUGGUGUGGAUUAUUGAGAUGUUUUUAUCAGCUGUUUGGACUCUCAUUCUGACGGCACCCAUUCACUGCAGAGCAUCCAUUGGUGAGCGAGUAAUAUAUUGAGAAAUUUCUCCAAAUCUGACGAAGAAACAAACUCGUCUACAUCUUGGUUGGCCUGAGAGUGGAUACAUUUGUAGCUAAUUUUCAUUUUUGGGUGAGCUAUUCCUUUAAGUUACUGACAGAAUAAUGAAACGAAAACAUCAGGUAUGAUCAUAUAAAUAAAUGGAUUGAUUAUAGUUAAGAUGCAGGUUAAUACUAGAACCACUAUAUGAGUGUGAACAAUUGUUGCAUUAGAACAUAACACCAAAAGCUAUUACAUUUGUGAAGGACAUGAAGAUGUUGACUGGUUUUACAGCUAAAUGAAUAACAUACGCUCAUCAACAUCAAACAUGUACAAUCACUAUACAGUCUGCAUUAAUGUGUUAUUUCACUAGGAUGUGUUUUUGCUGAAGGCCCUUUUGCUUCACUUGGCCGGACUGAGAGCAAGGGCUUCUAAACUUCCUUGUAGUUUUUCCAUUUUGUCUUUGCAAUCCGUUGGCAGCUCUACUCUUUAUUAUCUCUGUUAUGCCCUCAUAUUUGGCAUUUUAAACGAUAUAAAGUUGCCUUUCAAGUUUGCACAAGUAGAUAUGGUCAUUGUGGAAAUAUUAAUAUGUAUACUUCGAAAAGGUCUUAUCGUUUUUUCCUGUACUGCCUAACACUGCUUACACUGUAUCUUUCACUUGAGUGUAAACCUUACUAAAGAAUUUUAUUAUAUUAUUAUUGUCACUGUUCUAAUGAUCAACUUGAAACUGAAAACAGUAGCAAUGCAAGCGUUUGUGUAGUGCUGGUAUUAGUCUGGAGCGGCAGUGUUUUACCUCAUCUGUCUGAUGAAUGUUGAAUCAUCCGGCGAUCUCUUUCUUUUCUCCCGGGCCAGUACUGUACUCUGUAUCUGCCUGACUCUUUCUCUGAUUAGUCUUUGGUUUCAGACUAUCUGUACACCGCAGAGCUUUACACUUUAUCUCUUACUCUGGCAAUCUGUCAUUCCUUGACGUUUUGUAUGUGAAUGAAAAGGAAGAGACAACAGGUCACUUUUUUUAAUUAAAAUUGUUCAAGCACACAAGUGUUUGUGGUUUUAUUAUAAUGCUUGCUCAUCUAAACACGAGACCCAAAUGUGUAUUUUUGUUUCAUUUUAUUUCCACUUCUUGAUCUCCUUCCUCCUUUUGUCAUUACCACACUGGAUUUGUUUACUUUGACUUUGUUCGAUCAGCUGUCAUUUUGUUUGUCCUUUAUUUUAAAUUUGCCUGUUUGUUAUUGUUUAUUAUUUUUCCUUUAUUGCUUUAGUAGAUUUCGUAGUGUUACCUUGACCUGAAAAAUGUGUAGAUUAUCUUAUAUCCAUUUGUGUAGACUAAUAGUAAUUUAUGCAUUUUUUUUUUCCCCCCUCUCUUGAAUUAUCCAUCCACACGUUUGUGAAUUUGUUGGUCAUUUUUGUUUCAAAGCUAAUUUGGGUAACACUUCAUAAUAACAUUAAUUUAAAAUGUAUUAACAAACCAAAUGCAUUUAUAGAAUGCUUUAAAAUCAUUAGUUCAUGGAUAUGCAAGUAGUUAGAAACUAUAUAAUUUUAUACAUUUUCUUAUGUAUAGAGAAGAGAAGAGUAAAAAAAUAAAAUAAAAAUAAAAAUACACAAUCACGUGGCUGACUUGACCCCUGUAAUACAUCACAAGACAUUAGCAGAAGUGAAUCACAAAAAUGGAAGUUAUUUGUCUUUAACUCAAUGUUUUUGAAUAGUUCUGUUUCUUGAAGAUGUAUCAGUAACUUAGCAUUGAGCAAUAUGUAGUUUCAUUUGUAAAAUCACAGGUAAAAUUAACAUAGCGCAUACAUUUAACAAUAAGAUGUGAGAACAUAUUCAUGGAAACGUUCAUAUUGUCAUAGUUUAAUUUCUAGGACAGGGGAAAAAUGCAUGAUGUACAAAUCUUGUAGUUAAUUGAGCAAAUGUAUCCCUGCUCAGUCUGUGGUGUGAUGGUUUGACAGAAAUGCACAAUAAUAUCAAUCACCUCAUGUAGCAGUUAUUGUGUGAUUGUGCUUUGGCUAUAGGCUUAGUACUAAUUUAUCAAGUCUGUAUUUUGUUUGUCGCUUUUGAAAAUCUCGUUUAUUAAUAA
Molecule: messenger RNA, 6391 nt
Organism: Onychostoma macrolepis
Lineage: Eukaryota; Metazoa; Chordata; Actinopteri; Cypriniformes; Cyprinidae
Product: carnitine O-palmitoyltransferase 1, liver isoform
Exons: 20
Coding region: 135-2495 (786 amino acids)
Biological process (GO): fatty acid metabolic process; carnitine metabolic process
Cellular component (GO): mitochondrion
Molecular function (GO): carnitine O-palmitoyltransferase activity
Source: RefSeq, a predicted model, not a curated record